Molecule: messenger RNA, 1602 nt
Organism: Setaria italica (foxtail millet)
Lineage: Eukaryota; Viridiplantae; Streptophyta; Magnoliopsida; Poales; Poaceae
Exons: 10
Coding region: 115-1116 (333 amino acids)
Source: RefSeq, a predicted model, not a curated record
GUCCAAAAAAGAAUUUUGAAAAAAAAGAAAACCUUUAAUUUCCACACCUAUUCUUCCUCGACGCCGGCGACCACCACCACGAACUAGCCCACCAACCCGUCCCCGGCGGCGGCGAUGGCGAGGCACGAGGCGUCCGCGUCGGCGGCGGGCGUGGACUUCCACCUCCCGGACGAGAUCCUGGCCGUGAUCCCCACCGACCCGUACGAGCAGCUGGACGUGGCGCGCAAGAUCACCUCCAUGGCCAUCGCCUCCCGCGUCUCCCGCCUCGAGGCCGACGCCGGGCGCCUACGCCGUGACCUCGCCGACCGGGACCGCACCGAGGCCGAACUCCGCGCCCGCCUCGCCGACUCCGACGCGCGCCUGGCCGCCGCCCUCGAAGAGAACGCGAAGCUGGCGAAGGAGAGGGACUCGCUCGCCGUGACGACCAAGAAGCUGGCGAGGAACUUGGCAAAGUUGGAGGCAUUUAAGAAACAGUUGAUGAAAUCAUUGAGUGAAGAUAAUCUAUUGCAAUUGUCUGAAACUGGUCAGGAUCAUGAUGCAGAAGAUAAUCUGACUGCCCGAGUUCCCUCUUGGAAAGAUGAGGUUUCAAGCAGUCACUCUUCUUCAGAUACUUCCAGCAGAUCUACAAAGACUGAAUCCACUCAUGGUGGAGGAUACCAGUUCUCGAUCACACCACACAUACCUCAAAAACUAGCUCCUGGUUCAGCACCUAUGAUUUCAUCCUCCGCCGGUUCCCCCCGAGCAUAUUCAACUGGCCCAUCCUCUCCCAAGUUCUUAUCUGGUCCAACUUCUCCUACAAGAUCUCGAUCUGAGAGCCAGUCAACAUUUUCAUCAUGGCAAGGAUCAUCAAGUCAUCAGUAUUCAGCACCUACCUCUCCUCCUCAACGCCGCUCUCUCACAGGGCGGCCCCGUAUAGAUGGAAAGGAAUUCUUUCGACAAGCACGGACGAGACUUUCUUAUGAGCAAUUUGGAGCAUUUUUGGCGAACAUCAAGGAGUUCAAUGCUCAGAAACAAUCACGAGAGGACACCCUGUCAAAAGCAGAAGAGAUAUUUGGAGCAGAGCACAAAGAUUUAUACAUUUCUUUCCAGAACAUGCUUAAUCGCAACCAGUCAUGAACAUCUGUCAGAGGCUGUAUUCUUUUCUUCUCUAAAUCAAACAGGGAGGCGAUUUGUUGGAAUAAGCAUUCCUCUUUCAUAGGUCUCAAGAUCAGAUUUCAGAUAUCUGUAUAUAGGCCGCCUUAAUUUGAGCUAUUCAUCCUCAAUAACUUGGAGCUGUGACUGAAAAGGAAAAAAUCUCAUAGUUAUCGGAAACUUUGGUCCUUUUGAUUUAGCAUGCAUUCACAUUCCCUCAUUUAUGUCUUCCUGCUGUAAAUUCGGUUGCAAAUCUCUUGAGGUGCCUUCCCUUUGUAGAAAGUUGUACAAAACUGUUCUUUGCAGUUGUUCAAACUGCUAGCUGAGAAUGGUGAUCGCGGAACAUGUGUUCUGUAAUUCUGUAUUUGUUCAAUGAACUAAGCGAUUGUGAAUUUUUGUUGGGUUAUUUGUUCUGUAAUUCUGUAUUUGUUCGAUGAACUAAGCCAUUGUGAAAUUUUGUUGGGUUAUUCA